Molecule: messenger RNA, 546 nt
Organism: Prunus armeniaca (apricot)
Lineage: Eukaryota; Viridiplantae; Streptophyta; Magnoliopsida; Rosales; Rosaceae
Source: the annotation of a GenBank genome assembly
AUGAUGGAAAUAAAGAGUGCUGUUGUUGGUCUACUCAGCAGUGGAAUUUCUGGGUUUGCUUUUAAUCACAGUGAUAUUGGAGGGGUACUGUGCUGUAAACUUACGUUUAUUAAUUACCGAAGAGUGAAGAGUUGCUUUUUUCGAUGGAUGGAGAUAAAUGCGUUCACAACUGUUUUCCGGACACAUGAAGGAAACAAACCAUCUUGCAACAGCCAAUUCUACUCCAAUGACCGGACUCUAUCCCAUUUUGCACGCUUUGCUAAAAUCUAUAAAGCUUGGAAAUUCUACAGAGUCCAGCUUGUUCAGGAAGCCGCUCAAAAAGGUCUUCCUGUAUGCCGCCCACCUAUUUUCUGCAUUACCCAGAUGAUGAACAUGUGCACAGCUGAGCUACCACCAGUUUUUGGUCGUACUGGAGAUUCUAGUGGUGCCUGUCCUAGACAAGGGCAAAAAUACGUCAAGGCCUAUUUUCCAACAGGAGAAAGUUGUACUUGGCAACAUAUAUGGACUGGAAAACAUUUUAGAAAGCAGGGGUUGAAGCCACAGUAG